This is a messenger RNA of Linderina pennispora, 420 nucleotides long. RefSeq lists its product as uncharacterized. The record is from RefSeq and is a predicted model, not a curated record. Gene Ontology annotation, molecular function: ATP hydrolysis activity; ATP binding; ATP-dependent chromatin remodeler activity. NCBI's taxonomy places the organism in Eukaryota, Fungi, Kickxellomycota, Kickxellomycetes, Kickxellales, Kickxellaceae. Gene Ontology annotation, cellular component: nucleus. The transcript has a single exon. The annotation marks the transcript as partial.
AUGCUGGACCAUGGUCCGAGCCUGAUUAUUGCAGAUGAGGGACACAAUAUCAAAAAUCCAUCCACACGGAUUUCUACUAUGGCCAAUCUUCUUCGGUCAAAGUCGCGCGUCUGUCUAACAGGCUAUCCGCUGCAGAAUAAUCUCGAGGAAUAUUGGACCAUGGUCGAUUUUUGCUACCCCAACUUCCUCAGCAACCUGAGCGACUUUCGCAAUAGCUACAUCAAUCCGAUCAAGAGCGGGCUUUACUCGGACUCGGAUGCUUCGGCCAAGCGGCUCAGCACGCUCCGGAUGAAAGUAUUGCAGAGAUUACUUGUCCCGGUGGUUGACCGACGCGACUCUAGUCUACUCUACCAUGUCCUGCCGCGCAAGGUCGAGUACAUCAUCUCAUGCCCACUGGCUGAUGUUCAACGCGAGCUCUAU